CGCCGGGCGAACUGGACAGCAUCCAACUCGUGACAGUGCUGGAGCAAAUAUUGUUUCGUCUGCAACCUAAAGACGCGACUUCGUCAAGUGACCGCGACGAACGGACGGGAGUCGAACACGAACACGGCCGCACACAAGCGGGGAGGCCUGUUGGGGCCGUCGUGGUUGGUCACAUUGAUUCACAACAGACUUUGGCCAGGCUUGCGCUUGCACUCGCAAUCAUGCAGCGGGUCAACCGGCGGGCGGAGGCACGGUAUCUGCCAGUCCUCGAGGAGAUUGCAAAGUGGGCCCCGUCGAACUCCAUGAAAUCUAGCCAAAUGCAGAUAGCCGCAGAGUGGACUCCGGACAACAUGACGCUUCUCGCGCGGGCCUUCGCGGCAGCGCGUCCCCCUGGUAAGUUCACGCAAAUCGUGUUCCAGAUUGAGCAGGCUGCGCACAACGGGGGCUGGGCCGGGUUUGAGCGCAGGCACUUUUGCCACAUGGUGCUAACGUUCGGGGAGUUUGUUCCACGUGGUCAAGGUCCAGGACGAGUUCGCAACAGAAGAAACGUCCUGGCAAGACUCGCCAGGCUCCGAGACGCCCAGACGGGACACGACCAGGGUGCCGGCUCGGGGUCCACCGCUUGCGCUGCCUCCUCGACUGCCACCUCCCUGGCGCCUGCAGGUGCUGUUGGUCCGUCGUCUUCAGGAGACGAGGAGGGCCGCUCUGCGAGCCAUAGCCUGGGCAUGUCAGGUGGCGGAGCAGGGAUCCGGCCGAGCGAGUCUACAGCGGGCUGCCCCUACCCAGUUUCGGAGUCGGGGAACGGAGAAGGAGGCCAAGAAAGUGGCAGCCGACGCGAGCCGGAAAGCGAGGCGAGUUGCAGCUUCGUCCGCACUUUCUCGAGCUCUGUACGCGAUGGCAACACGUCUGAUGUGGAAGUAGAUUCUCCUGUGGUCGGGUGUUUUUGGGGUUUAGGGUUGCCGGAUGUGCCGGGCACCAAUUUCGGAGAAGGCCUACCCCCCUCCGAAGCAAAGGAGGCAGUGCGUGGAGCCCUGGCAGCGCUGGAGCGACAGGGGGCCCAAGAAGAAGCUGCAGAAAGGAAAACCUGGGGCCCCACCAAUGGACUAAGCACUCUGCACGAACAGUUUCUGACAAGGCCGACCCAAGAUGGUACGCCCCUCCAAGAUUUGCCGCUUUUCCGUUUUCGGUUUAACCAAUUCAUAGAAGAUCUCCUGGCCCCGAGGAGAUUUCAGUAAAGGAUGAAGCUCUCGAGGGUAGUAUUACGGCGCCGCGGGAAAGACUAGACAACAGCCUGCGCAGCUCAGCACCAGUUCGGAUCAGAAAGAGUAUAGCAAUGAGGCGCAUUGUUAUUUUUUGAUAUUAUGUGCUCGCCUGAAGAAGGCUUCUUCAAGAAGCGAACACACAAUGACUGGAUAUUUUGCGAUAGCGAGCCCGGCCCCACUAUCUUAAAGCAGGGCUCGCUCAGCCUGGAUUGUUUGAUAUCUUAAUCUUGCUGCAGUAUUUUUACUCAUUUCUCUUUCAUGCUCAGCGCAAAAAAGAUGGACUUCCACCGGCCGCCUUGUCUUGUUGGCGGAGCGCAAUUAUAUACGUCGUAUGUAUAACUAUAAUAGCUCCUGCCACUGCCUUUUCCGUACGGGACCAGGAUCCAGCUCCUGCCUUUUCCGUAUGGGACCCCGUGGCCAGAAGUAUCCACACAUGCGCCGCGCCCAUUCCAGUUAGGGUCCAUUUUCGCUUUUCUUCUUCUCUUCAACUCAACACGACAGGCUAAGCACUCAAAUUCUCGCAGUUCGCUCCGGCUACAGUGACCUACUCAAACUUCUAUUUUGAUUUUACAUAACUAGGUAGUGUUGCGCCUUUCUGAAGCCUGGGUUGAUUGAAGGCUUCGGCUUUCCUUCUCUCAGGCAACUCCCCGAGCUCGUUGGUUCACAGCUAAGAAGGGUUUUGUUUCUUCGAGCUCUGGUGGUGAUAUGUUGAAACAUUAUUCACCAGCCAUUUACAAACAGGAGCAUAGAUAGUACGUUCAGACAGUUACUCGCUCGCCUAAAGAAGCGAGCACCCGAUUGAUUUUACAUAACUAUAUAGCAAUAAUUCUGUACAGACAACCCGUGAAAACAGUGUACGAUGUAUUCGGAGGAAACAAGAUGUACGUAUUCGGAAGGUUUUUCCUAAAUGUGCCUUCAAUUUUGGAGGAGAAUUACAGCUACAGUUAGAACACUUUCAGGGCCUAGAAUCGAGGAAGAAGGAUUGAGGCUACAACAUUGAAUGUUGCGUAGCCGUUGCUAAUCCGAAUGUUGAACAUUCGGAUUAGCGACGGCUACGGUGCUUCUUACACUUUCCUUUCUAGAAAACAGCCAUUGUUUUCGUAAUUUUUGGAGGCGAUGCAAUGAAGAAAAAAAGGAACACUGAGAUGGAAAGUAUUUUUCCGUGUAUAAUUGAUGGAGAUGGUGUAUGAUUGGUGUUUGAAAAUG
Amoebophrya sp. A120 is the source of this 2468-nucleotide messenger RNA. The record is from the annotation of a GenBank genome assembly. NCBI's taxonomy places the organism in Eukaryota, Dinophyceae, Syndiniales, Amoebophryaceae.